UCAACAUUUGGUAUUAAUAAUUAUAACAUUUAGUUCGUUCUGAUUUGUAUCAGUAUCCCGUCAAGUGCACCAUGCAAAUCGUAAACAGUGCUUAUUUCUUAUGUGUGGUGGCAAUGGUUAGGGCCAGUUUCGAGGGCGGCCACGGUGGUCAUCACGAAUUGUCGCAUACAGUGGAAGUGACGAAACACGUUCCCGUUCCAGUUUACAAGCACGAAACCGUUCCAGUGCCUCAUGCCGUUCCCGUUCCAGUGCCCAAACCAGUAGCUGUGCCAGUACCUCAACCGUACCCCAUUCACAUUAACGUACCCCAACCUGUGGCAGUACCCGUCAUCAAAACCAUCACCAUCCCCGUUGAGAAACCCGUACCAUACAAGGUGGAAAAGGAAGUAGCAUACCAUGUAGAAAAGCCCUACCCAGUUCCAGUUGAAAAGCACGUCCCCGUAAAGAUCACCAAACCCGUUCCCUACAAAGUACCAGUCUACAAGGUUGUGUACCACCACAGCAAACACUAAGCCGAUGAGUUGUUCUACAUAACAAGACGCAAGACUGAUACACCAAUUCUUCAUCUUCCUUCAUUUUCAUCCCAUCUUAUUGUUACCUCGUUGUUGUUGUUGUUGUUAUUGUUUUUGUUAAUUUCUUAAUAAAAAUUGUUAUU
Molecule: messenger RNA, 655 nt
Organism: Dendroctonus ponderosae (mountain pine beetle)
Lineage: Eukaryota; Metazoa; Arthropoda; Insecta; Coleoptera; Curculionidae
Product: E3 ubiquitin-protein ligase RNF12-B
Exons: 1
Coding region: 72-512 (146 amino acids)
Source: RefSeq, a predicted model, not a curated record